Molecule: messenger RNA, 2145 nt
Organism: Candoia aspera
Lineage: Eukaryota; Metazoa; Chordata; Lepidosauria; Squamata; Candoiidae
Gene: PLPBP
Product: pyridoxal phosphate binding protein
Exons: 8
Coding region: 54-884 (276 amino acids)
Cellular component (GO): intracellular anatomical structure
Molecular function (GO): pyridoxal phosphate binding
Source: RefSeq, a predicted model, not a curated record
CGCGCGGGACGCCGAAGGGGCUGCGCGCCGAGGAAGAGGAGGCCCGGCGAGGAAUGUGGGGAGCCGGCAUGGCGGCCGGGGAAGGUCUGCCACAGGUGCUCCGGGCGGUCCGGGAGCAAGUGCAGCAGGCGGCGGCCCGGAGGUCCCAGAGCUUACCUACCAUGCAGCCUCGCUUAGUUGCUGUCAGUAAAACAAAACCAGCAGAAAUGGUCAUUGAGGCUUACAACCAUGGGCAGCGCAGUUUUGGAGAAAACUAUGUCCAAGAAUUAUUAGAAAAGGCAUCAGACUCCAGAAUUCUUUCUUCUUGUCCGGAGAUUAAAUGGCAUUUCAUUGGCCACCUGCAGAAGAAUAAUGUCAACAGGCUGAUUGCGGUACCUAACCUAUUUAUGCUGGAAACGGUGGAUUCCAUUAAACUGGCAGAUAAGGUGAAUAGUUCCUGGCAGAAGAAGAGUUCUUCUGAAAAGCUAAAGAUUAUGGUGCAAGUGAACACCAGUGGAGAAACUAGUAAACAUGGGCUUCCACCUGGGGAAGCAGUGACAACAGUGGAACAUAUCCUUCAGAAAUGUCCCAGCCUACAAUUUGUUGGCUUGAUGACAAUUGGAAGCUUUGGGCAUGAUCUCAGUAAGGGUCCCAAUCCUGACUUCCAGAUGUUAAUAUCUCUGCGUCAAGAACUGUGUGAAAAACUCAAUAUCCCCAUUGAAAAGGUUGAGCUGAGCAUGGGGAUGUCUACAGACUUUCAACACGCAAUCGAAGUUGGAUCUACCAACGUCAGAAUUGGAAGCACAAUCUUCGGCGAGCGCAGCUAUCCCAACAAACCUCCUAGCGACAAAACCCAGAAGGAGGUCAAAGACAGAUUGGAGAAUUUGACAGUAAAAGAGGACUGAUGGCAGCAGCCCCAGGGAUUCCCUCCGUUGGAGAGAAUCUGGUCGGAUACCCAGGCACUUGACUCUCCCUUUGUGCGGACAGCAGCAGGGCACUGGCAGGUAACUGGCGGGUGUGGCAGGCUCUUCAGCACCUGUACCUUUAUUCUUGUAUAUCCAUUGAGGUUGCAUUUAUGAAAAACAAAAACAAAAAAACAGCAGCACCUGUGAUUGACAAGAACUUCAGUACUUUAACUGCAGUGACUGGAUGACCGUUUGACUGAAGCCCUCCUGGGUCUGGGCAGACCACCAUUUCCAAGAGUGGCCGUGACGCACUUCUAAUCAGAGGCAUGUUUCUGCUUUGCUUCCCCUGAAGCAAGGCUGCCUUAGGGAAAGGUUAUUCCCCACCCUCCCACUCUCAAAAGCUUUUACAGGCCAACUUCUGUGCUUCGUGUAGACUGAAGCAUCCUUGUUAUCUAAAUCUUCCAGUGGCAUUUCCGAAAACAUGCUCAGCAUGAGCGGUUUGCUGAGUAGCACGUGGGGGAAAGAUGGGUGGGGAUCCCCUUGCACAUCAAACCCAUUAUUGGUUGUGAGGUUUGGAAGAGGUUGGGGCUGAAAUUGUUCUCUGAAAAUCGCAACUGCCGACACUGAUGACUAGCCCUUUGCUUUACCAUUUGCUCUAUAAAGUAGUGUCCCUCCCCCCCCCCGCCUUUAUUUGGAUCAGUUAAAGGUUGGGACGAUUCUGAUAGGAAGCAGGAUGGCCUGCUUGUAAAAGCCGAGAAGCUCACUGGCCCUGCUGCUAACGUGCAGGGUGAUCUCAGCCAAAUCACUUAACCGUGCUGUGCCUGAUCCCUAUAUGAGAAAUGGGGCUGACCUACCUCACAUAGCAAAUUGAGGGGUUGCUGGGGGUGAAACCCCUCUCCCUUGUUAUCAUCAUUCCAUAGGAAAGGCAGUGCUGCAGAACAAAGCAGCCUUCAACAGAAGGCCGAGCCACAUCUUGCAGCCAGCAAUGGUUUGCUCGCUUGUGUAUGCGCAUGCAGGAAUUGCAAGGUGGAAUUGCAAGAUUGGAAAUGGCACAUAUGCAAAUAACAGUUCUCCCGGGGAAACUAUGGAAUUUCCGCGUUCUAAUGCAAAGCCCUGUCUUCCUGGAUUUGGGGUCUGGAGUGUUAGGAAAUGGUGAUGGGUUAUAUCCCCCACUGUAUAUACUGUGCCCCCAUCUUUAGAAAGUAUACUUUGACAAAAAUCUUGUUGAAACAGAAUGCACCAUUAACAAUCCAUCAGAGCA